UCCAUUAUUAGCUGAGGGCAGGAUAGGCUUCCCUGAAGAGAGAGGUUUUCAGAGAUCGCCUAAAAGUGAGCAGAGUAGGCGAUAAUCAGAUAGAUUGGGGUAGAGAGCUCCAGAGGAUGGGGGAGGCUCUGAAGAAGACCUGGAGACGAGCAUGGGAGGAGGAAACAAGGGAGCUAGAGAACAGGAGGUCCGGAGAGGAUGGUUUGGGGGAUAUUUGGAGACAAGAUUGGUGAUGUAAUUUGGGGCGGCGUUAUAAAUGGCUUUAUAUGUGAUUGUUAAUGUUUUGAAUUUCAUUGAAUUGAAUUUCGUGGGCAAUGGGAAGCCAGUGGAGGGAUUGGCAGAGAGGGGGGUGGAGGACACUGAGUGGAGGUCAGUGGAGGGAUUGGUAGAGAGGGGUGGAGGACACGGAAUGGAGGCCAGUGGAGGGAUUGGCAGAGAGCGGUGGAGAACACUGAGCGGAGGCCAGUGGAGGGAUUGGCAGAGAGGGGUGGAGGACACUGGGCGGAGGCCAAUGGAGGGAUUGGCAGAGAGGGGUGGAGGACACUGGGCGGAGGCCAAUGGAGGGAUUGGCAGAGAGGGGUGGAGGACACUGGGCGGAGGCCAAUGG
This is a messenger RNA of Staurois parvus, 607 nucleotides long. NCBI's taxonomy places the organism in Eukaryota, Metazoa, Chordata, Amphibia, Anura, Ranidae. The record is from the annotation of a GenBank genome assembly.